AUGGACAUCCUCUAUACGCACCUCCCGCCCGCGACGCGCCCGCGCCCCCUUCGAGGCCACCCUCCGUACGUCUGGACGAUCCCCACGCCGACCUACUUUCGCUUCCUCCGCCACUACAUCAACCGGUUCGCCCUCGGCUUCGAGCUCGUCUACGCCCGCGCGCUCCCCUACGCGACCACUACGGGCGACGGGACCUCCCCCCGCGCGAACCGCGCGUCGACGUCGGCGACCCGGACCCGCCUCGAAUUCCACCGGGACAUUACCGACCUCGUGACCUUUAGUAACUCGACCCUACGCGACCUAUACGUCCGCCGCGGUAGUGCCGUCCGUGACUUCUUUGACUACGAGCGGCGACUCGACCUCGCCCUCCGUCUCCUCGAGGAACACGUCGACUACGUCUUCAUCGCCUAG
Fonsecaea monophora is the source of this 411-nucleotide messenger RNA. RefSeq lists its product as hypothetical. Bases 1 to 411 code for a protein of 136 amino acids. The record is from RefSeq and is a predicted model, not a curated record. NCBI's taxonomy places the organism in Eukaryota, Fungi, Ascomycota, Eurotiomycetes, Chaetothyriales, Herpotrichiellaceae. The transcript has 3 exons.